Bursaphelenchus xylophilus (pine wood nematode) is the source of this 1728-nucleotide messenger RNA. The record is from the annotation of a GenBank genome assembly. Lineage: Eukaryota; Metazoa; Nematoda; Chromadorea; Rhabditida; Aphelenchoididae.
AUGCCUUAUGUGGUGGAAGAUGUCAUUUCAGCGGAUAUUGCAGAAGAAUCUUCGGUUAAAUUGGCCGAUAUCGAGAGAUAUGCGGCAACGACAACUCCGCCACCUGAGGAACAGCAACAUCUUAUUUUUGUGGUAUUAUUGUUUGUUAGUGGAGCGUUAAAUGUUAUUCAUCUUUACAGCUUGAUCUUCAGCCCUCGGAUGAAGAUUGAUGCAAGAAGAUGGCAUGCAAUCUACUGCUGUUUGGUCAAUUUUAUGUUAUUAGUAAGAAUACUUAUUAUUUUUUUUUGUAAUUUACUAAAGACACCGGAAGCUGACGUCAUUGACCCUCAUUUUAUCUUACAAAGAACGCCUUUGUCUAGUCAUAUGAAAACAAUGCAGUAAAAGCUUUUUUACAAGAAGCUUCCGUACUACAAAACCUGUCUAUAACGAACUAUCUCAGAAGUCCCAAAAAUCCAUAUUCUGCCAAACAGAAUCUCUUUACAAAGAAACGUUUUUAUAACUAAUAACUUUUUGUGACUUGUUUCCGAGGUUUGAGCGUAAUUGCAUUAUUUCAGUGGUGUUAUGCCAACUUUACCAAGAACCAACCGUUUUAUGAAUUCAGUCCUAAUAUUUACUGGAAAUCACAUGCCGAUCCUAUUCAAAUGGUCCCUUUUUCUGCCUUCCCUGCAUGUAAGUUACAGCAAAAUAUUGGUACCAAAAUUUUGAUACAGGACUUAUGUAUAAACUAUAAAUCUUUUUCAGCGCUCUGCCUGUUGAUUCUCAUAAGCAUGGUAACUUUUAUCUCCAAACGGCUCAAAUCAUUGUUUCUUUUCAAAUGGCUGCUUUCUUUGAUGUUCUAUGUAGCCUUAAUUUACGCGCAAUACGCUCUUGUUACAUCUUAUGUAAGCGGCAUUCUUGCCUUGAAGUUAAACCGUAUUUUAGUACGACUCUAUUAAUGAAGCCGAUAUGAAAAUUGUAAACGGUCAUCCCAUUUUACACUUUCACUAUUACACCUGUAUGUGCGCGGCUUUUCUCUGGUUGGUUUUACUGGUAUUUGCAAUCUUCGCGACUCUUUAUUAUGGAGUAAAAGCGUUCACCAGCAGGAGGAAAGUUGUUGGAAAUGUAAGCCAUCAAAGACAAUUUCAAUUGGUGGAAUUUUAGAGACUAAAAGACGUCUACUCCCUAUAUGGCGUCCUAUUGUAUUCGACGGCAGUGAUUUGGUGCCAUCUCCCAAAAGAAAGCGUUCUUCUGGGAAGAUAUAUGCAGGAAGUUUUCAUCCCAAUGCAUCCUCAACAACUGGAUAUGUGGAAGUUGGGCAUGAUAUCGAAGAUCUCUAAAAGUCCUGUUAUUCCGGCAUUUGUUGAGGCAAUUCCAAUCACGAAUGGGCUAAUUCCGGCCGUAGAAUAUUUAGCGGGUAGUAUUUGCUUUACGGUAAGUCUAUUCUUUACAAGGGAAAUGAUCAAAGUGCUCUAAAAACCGGGUUUUUAUUUCAACCACUUCCCCGGCUAGUUCAGCACAAAAGACGGUAAUAAAACGCCAUUAUUUUAGUCCUUCCGUGAGAGCCUUGUCCAGCUUCUUUCCUGCGGCUCCUUUUAUCCCACCUCAUCCGAGGGCUCUAUUUGGAAUAUCUGCAAACGUCUCAACCGAAUCCGCACGGCGUCAGCGACAGUUACAAAAAAGGAAGACAGCUCCGUUCAUGUUGUGGUUAUGGAUACCAAGAUCAAAACAGAGCUUGAAAUCAUCACAUAA